This is a messenger RNA of Archocentrus centrarchus (flier cichlid), 635 nucleotides long. It is a transcript of the gene acyp1, whose product is annotated as acylphosphatase 1, erythrocyte (common) type. The transcript has 3 exons. The record is from RefSeq and is a predicted model, not a curated record. The coding region runs from base 61 to 453 and encodes 130 amino acids. Gene Ontology annotation, molecular function: acylphosphatase activity. Lineage: Eukaryota; Metazoa; Chordata; Actinopteri; Cichliformes; Cichlidae.
AAAAACAAAAAAACGCCACUUCCCACAAUCCUCUGUCCUCCACUACAGUAAGCGGUAAGAAUGCAAGAAAAAUCUCAAAUAAGAAGAAGUGGCAGGAAUUUGGAGACUCAGCUGGCACUGGAAGAUAACUGUACAGGAUCCAAAGCUGUCUCCAUUAUGUCCGAUGAAGAUCUAAUUUCAGUGGAUUAUGAGGUUUUUGGCAGAGUGCAAGGUGUAUUUUUUCGGAAAUAUACCCAGGCAGAAGGGAAGAAACUUGGCCUUGUUGGUUGGGUCCAAAACACACCAGCAGGAACAGUUCAGGGGCAGCUCCAGGGCCCGCGCUGCAAGGUGAAACAAAUGCAAGAGUGGCUGAGAUCCACUGGGAGCCCCAAGUCACACAUAGCCAAGGCGGAGUUCAAGAAUGAGAAGAAAAUUGACAGCCUUGAACACUCAUCUUUCAGUGUUGUGAAAUAACUCAGACUGUGCCUGUAAAAUUAACUUAUGUAGAUGUUUUAUUUAUUUAGUCUUUUUUGUUUUUAAUGGUUGGAAUUCAGCACUUAAAGUGAAUGGGGGGAGAUGGGUACUGUAUAUGUUUGGUCUCCUUAAGAUUCACAGAAUAUGAACAACAUUAAUAAAUGUGAACUUCCUUCAACAGA